UUCCAGGAAAGAAAUGUGGAACUAUUAUCCUGACUGCAGAGGAGCUGAGCAACUGUCGAGAUAGUGCCACCAUGCAGUUUUGUGCCAACAAGCUGGACAAAAAGGACUUCUUUGGCAAGUCGGACCCUUUCAUGGUUUUCUACAGAAGCAACGAGGAUGGAACGUUUACUAUAUGCCACAAAACAGAGGUGGUGAAGAACACAUUAAAUCCAGUGUGGCAGCCUUUUACCAUCCCAGUACGAGCACUCUGCAAUGGAGAUUAUGACAGAACAAUCAAAGUGGAGGUGUAUGACUGGGAUAGGGAUGGCAGCCACGAUUUCAUUGGGGAUUUUACCACCAGCUACCGAGAGCUAGCUCGAGGGCAGAGCCAGUUCAAUGUGUAUGAGGUGAUUAAUACCAAAAAGAAAAUGAAGAAAAAGAAAUAUGUCAACUCUGGAACAGUAACCCUGCUUUCCUUCUCAGUGGAGUCGGAGUUCACCUUCUUAGAUUACAUUAAAGGAGGGACUCAGAUCAAUUUCACUGUGGCCAUUGAUUUCACAGCAUCUAAUGGUAACCCCUCCCAGUCCACUUCACUGCACUACAUGAAUCCCUACCAGCUAAAUGCUUACGCCAUGGCCUUGAAGGCUGUUGGGGAGAUCAUUCAAGACUACGACAGUGACAAGAUGUUCCCGGCUUUAGGCUUUGGUGCCAAACUGCCGCCCGAUUGGCGGGUGUCACAUGAGUUCCCACUGAAUGGAAACAUUGAAAAUCCAUACUGCAAUGGUAUUGAAGGCAUCUUAGAGGCAUACCAUCAGAGUCUAAAGACAGUGCAGCUGUAUGGGCCGACAAACUUUGCUCCUGUGGUGAACCACGUUGCCAGAUACGCAGCGGCGGUGCAGGAUGGCUCUCAGUACUUUGUGCUCCUCAUCAUCACAGACGGCGUCAUUUCAGACAUGGCCCAGACCAAAGAGGCCAUUGUAAAUGGUGCCAAGCUUCCUAUGUCAAUCAUCAUAGUCGGAGUGGGUCAGGCUGAGUUUGACGCUAUGGUGGAGCUGGAUGGUGAUGACAUCAGGAUCUCAUCCCGGGGGAAACUGGCAGAGCGAGACAUAGUUCAGUUUGUUCCUUUCAGAGAUUAUAUGGAUCGGACAGGUAACCACGUGCUAAGCAUGGCACGACUAGCUAAAGAUGUGCUAGCAGAGAUCCCUGACCAGUUCAUCUCUUACAUGAAGAGCCGGGGAAUCAAACCCAACCCGGCGCCACCUCCUUACACACCGCCGGGACACACACAUCACCACACUCAGAUCUGAUGAUCUCCUCUUUGGCUUUUCACUGAGGACUGACAAUAAUCAGCAGCUUCUCAGAGUCCAGUGGAAACUCUCUGCCUCCUGUUUUUUUUUUUUUUUUUUGUGCAAAUAGGAGAAGGGGCGCCACGAAACGGGUGUUGAAUUUUGUGCUGUACACUCCAACGACUAUUGGAGUAGUAUUUUCUGUUUUCCUGUGAUAUAUUCCGCUGUUUGGUUUCUGUUGAAGAGAAACUACAAACCUUUCAGGACUCGUGGGUAAAAGCCUUUUAGGCAGUGACUGUUUCAUGUCCAAUAUGACAGCAGGUUUGUUAAAAAUGAUCAUGUUGUGGUUAAAACUUGUGCCUGUUUGUGGUUGUUUCUCUAAGUGUAUCAGGACAUGUGAACUUUAACCUGAACCUUGCUCGUCAGUCACUGGUGUGGCCUAAUACAGUGAAAUUUUUUAGGCACCUUUUUCCCUUCUGGAAUAAGUUUUUAUAUUUGGGAGUAUUUCUGUAUCUGCUGAUGCAACCGUUAUGAAGAAAGAAAAGCCGUAAGAGUGUCGUUUACAAUUUAUUACCCUGAAGAUUAAUCAGGCUUGUCAUACCAUGACACUUCACCACCUGUCCUUCAGAGAUUUAGCGAGUAAAUGUUUAUAAGAGCAUGUCAUAUAAGAGUUUAAGGCACAUAAUCCAGUAUUUAUUCUCAAAUGUUAUUCAGAGUGGCAUGGACCUUUGAUAGAUAGUUUUACACCAUAAAAAUCUACCCAUUUUGAAGUGGUCAACAGUUACUUUAAGUGAGUUGGAUUGAAAAGCACAACCUGACUACACGCAAGUGUAAGAAUUAUGAAGAUAAAAGGUUAACCCCACUUAAUCAUUCUGCUACUAUUCAUUGUGUUUGAAGAAACUACAACUGAGAUACUUUUGCACCAUAAUCAAAGGUGCAUGUAACUUUCUACACACAAGUUUUAAUACAGAGGCUUUUUCACCACAGGAUGUGUUGCACAUGAAGAGCAUUAACUACAGCCCCAUUUCCCAAAAAUUUGGGAAGCUGCAUAAACUGCUUAUAAAAACAGAUUGUUGUGAUUUCUAAAUCAUUUACAGUAAUCCCUAGAUUUACUUGAAAGUGCUACAAACAGAUAACAUGUCUGUUGAAAGAGACAAAUUAUUUUUGGGGGGGAAAAUAUUUCUUCUUUUUGAAUUUCAUGCCAGCAACAGUCUUCAAAAACUUUGUGUCAGGGCCAAGAAAAAAACGGGUAAGUUGUGUUGAGUCUUUCAGUGCGACUGCUGUUCUUUAUUCUGUGUCGGCGAAGAGUUUCAUAAUUGAAGAAGGUCUCUCCCGGUAAAUAAAAAAAUAUUGGGAUUUCAUUAUCUUCCAUAUAUAAUAUUGUAAUGUCUGGAGAAAUCUCUGUAACACAAGAACAAGGCUGACACCCAAUGUUGUUUGACAACCAUGAAGUUCAACUGCCUCAAGUGCCCUUUAUUUAAAAACAGACACAAUUCUGCAGAAAGAAUUACAGACUGAGAUCAGCAAAACUGUAAAACCCAGGAGAGAUGAUGUAAUGCUUUGGAUUAGAUGUAUGGUAAUCCCUUUGUUUUAAUAUUUCCUGAGCAAUCUUUACACAUGGCAUCUUUCUCCUGCCUUAACCAGGCAGCUCCACAAGGCCAACAAGCAGAUGCUGCAUGAGCUCAUAGCUAAUUUGCAUGCAGUUACAGAAUGUAAGUACCAAGGCCAUUUCUCAGCUGUUACUGCUUAUUCCAUAUUUAAAACCUAACAAAAUGUGCUUUUAAUAAAAAAAAAGAAAUGAAAGUUUAAAGAAAUGCAGCUGUUAAACUGUCAGAGCGCAGUGAAGCAGAAGCAGAACACGUGACUCUGGAUGUUUAAAUUGCAAUUUUGUACAUGUUUGUCCAU
Neolamprologus brichardi is the source of this 3170-nucleotide messenger RNA. The record is from RefSeq and is a predicted model, not a curated record. Lineage: Eukaryota; Metazoa; Chordata; Actinopteri; Cichliformes; Cichlidae.